This is a messenger RNA of Rotaria sp. Silwood1, 1122 nucleotides long. The record is from the annotation of a GenBank genome assembly. Lineage: Eukaryota; Metazoa; Rotifera; Eurotatoria; Philodinida; Philodinidae.
AUGGCUUCUUCCAAUCGUCGAGCCUCACAUGACCUUGGAUUUACUAAAAAUAUAAAUACAACAAAUCGUCGAACUAGUUCUAUCGAUAAUGGUGUUUCUAAUAGUACAAACGUUAAUUCUCGGCGUUUAUCCAUAGAUAAUUCUACUAUAUGUCAUGUACAAGCAACAGUAAUUGCUCAAGGUCCAUGUGUAGCUUUUUUUGGUAGUUGUGUUAUUGGUGAUAUUUUUUAUAUUCAUGGUGGAGUUAAAACACGUGGUGAUCAUUCACCAUCAAAUCGAAUGUUUAAAUUUCAACAUAAUACAUGGACAGAAAUAACAACAAAUGAUUCUCCGACACUUUCACAUCAUCGAUGUAUUGUGAUGGGUAAUGGUCAAUAUAUUGUUACUAUUGGUGGAUGGGAUGGAUCAAAAAGAAAAUCUGAUAUAUAUGUAUUUGAUGUUGUUAAUACAACAUGGCAUCAAACACAUGCAUCUGGAUUUCCGAGUGAUGGUGGUCUUAAUAAUCAUGCUGUUAUUCCAUUGAAAUCGCAUGAUACAGCUAUUCUUGUAAUUGGUAGAGAUGGUAGUUUAAGAACACAACGAAAACAUGGUGAUGCAUAUUGUUUACGUGGAGAUCCAGAAAAACGUAUUUUUCGAUGGGAACAAUUUCCAAUUUCUGUUGAUUCUCGUAGUGGUCAUUCAUUAAUUGGUCAUGGUUCAUCAUUAUAUAUAAUAGGUGGUCGUGCUGAUCAUUUAAUUCAACAUUAUACUGGUUUACCAGUUGAAAAUCAACUUAUAUGUAAUAAUCUUUAUUUAGAUCUCAAACAAAUGAUAAAAUCAAAUAUAAUAAAACCAAUGAACAAAUUACCAUCAACUCGAAAAGAUCAUACAAGUAUUGCAUGUGGUUCUGAUUUAGCAAUUAUCUAUGGUGGUGAAACAUUUGAUGGAAAAUUACGUGAACCAUCAAAUGAAAUUUUUCUUGUUACACUUGGAACUUAUGAACAAUGGUAUAAUUUAGGUCAAAUUGAAUUUGGUCGACAAGGUCAUACAAUGAUUUGUUUAGAUAAUCAAUUAAUUGUACAUGGUGGUCUUGGAAAAAAUGGUGUAUGUAAUGAAACAUUUAUUAUUGAUUUAAUCAGAUAA